AUGGGCUGCCAUUUAGCAAAGCCUUGGGCCACAGUCGGCUGCACACCGCUGGUUGAGAAAAGCGUUGAUCAUGACGAGGAGUGCGAAGAGCGAUGGUGCUGGUGCCUCUUCCCCCCGUAUCACAGACACAUGCGUGACAUGGAGGUAGUGGUGGAUCCGAGUGCACCGUCCGAGAAGGAGGGAGUUCAUGGGGACAUCUCCAGGUCGCCCCCGGGACGCGACGUUCACGUUGGCUUCCCUGCUCUGCCAGAGGACACCCCAAAGUCCGUUUGUUCCUCCAGAGCGGCUUCUGACAGUCAGUCGAACUCUGACGAUGCGGAUGUCCAUCCUGGUGCUGACGCUGGCGAUGUUCCUGAGCUCAUCCGGCAUUUGGCAGAAUCAAUCCGCUCAACCACAGGGGACGACACCACGUUGACAGUGGCCGGCCUGCCUCUUCCCGAAUUUUGGGCAAAGCUCCUCCUUCUGGAAUCCUCAGGCGGAAAGCAUGGAAAAGCAGUGGCCAGAGCGGAGAAAAUGCUCCGCUUCAGGCAGCGGUGGUCGUGGCCACUAAGUAUAGGUGUCCGGCAAGUGGAAGCUGCAUUGCGCAGCGGAGCCACGAUCUACCUGCCGCCUCGAUGGCCAGGCGAUUCCCACCUCCUCGUUUUCACAGCACAGAAGCUGAACACGCGAUUGUGCACCAUGCAGGAGUACCAAUUGCUGAUUAUAUUUAUGAUGGAGGCAGCCUUGAGAGACAGCCGUCCGGACCAUCCCGGUAUAACAAUCGUGCUGGACGUGCGGCUGCUCUCUUCCGUCAUUUGGCAGGCAUGCCUCUCUGGUUGGAACGACAUGAGAAGAGGAAUUGAAUUAUGCUCUGCACUUCCGAUCAAGGCACCCCAUGUACAACUCAUCGAAGAUGAAGCUCGUUGGGUUGCCACCUCCGCAGUGCAGUUUUUUCUUUCCAAGUUUGGCUCCAAGAUGAGGUCACGCGUUCACAGGGGUGGGCCCCAGGCAGCGAUUGAGAAGCUUGGGACGGAGAUAUUGCCGGAUUUUCUUGGUGGGCGGCGAGAUUCCAUGGCCGAGUUCUCUUCCUGGCUAGAGAAAUCACAGCUUGCGAACCCUGUCGAGAUUGCGAAUGCUUCUGUUCGGUCAUCAGCUGCUUGA
Molecule: messenger RNA, 1140 nt
Organism: Symbiodinium sp. CCMP2456
Lineage: Eukaryota; Dinophyceae; Suessiales; Symbiodiniaceae
Source: the annotation of a GenBank genome assembly